Staurois parvus is the source of this 468-nucleotide messenger RNA. The record is from the annotation of a GenBank genome assembly. NCBI's taxonomy places the organism in Eukaryota, Metazoa, Chordata, Amphibia, Anura, Ranidae.
CUGCACGAGCUGGAGAAGGAGAACCUUCAGCUGAAAUCCAAAAUACAUGACAUGGAACUGGACCGUUUCUCGGAUAAGAGUCGCAUUGAGGAACUGCUGGAGGAGAACAUGGUGCUGGAAAUCGCUCAGAAGCAAAGUAUGAACGAGUCCACUCAGCUGGGUUGGGAACUGGAGCAACUUUCCCGCAGUGCCGAUCUGUCAGAUGCCAGAAAGUCGUUUGUGUUUGAGCUGAAUGAGUCGGCGUCCAGUCGGAUCCUGAAGUUGGAGAAGGAGAACCAGUCCCUGCAGAACAUCAUUCAGGAACUGAGAGAGGCUUCCAUCAGCCUGGAGGAGAGCAGCCUGAAGGGCCAGGAGUUGGAGAAGGAGAAUCAGCAGCUUAGUAAGAAGAUCGAGAAUCUUCACAUGCAGAUUGAGAAGGAGAGGCAGAGCAGUGCUGACUUGGAGAGUCUUGGUGAGGAUCUUCUGAAA